Molecule: messenger RNA, 3320 nt
Organism: Cebus imitator (Panamanian white-faced capuchin)
Lineage: Eukaryota; Metazoa; Chordata; Mammalia; Primates; Cebidae
Product: TRIO and F-actin-binding protein-like
Exons: 7
Coding region: 294-3320 (1008 amino acids)
Biological process (GO): actin filament organization; positive regulation of substrate adhesion-dependent cell spreading
Cellular component (GO): actin cytoskeleton
Molecular function (GO): actin filament binding
Source: RefSeq, a predicted model, not a curated record
GAGCCGGGAGGACAACCGUCUGGGGAAGAUCAGAAACCCUGGGGCCACGGAGGGGCCAGUGGGUGCCCCUUUCCCCACCGUGCCCUGCCGUCGUCCCCACCCCAUUCCCUUCUACAGGUCUGAUGGUGGAGGAGCGGAGCCUUGCCUUGGCUCUGACUGUCCCAGGGGAGGAGGUCAAAUUCCUCAGCUCACCAAGACUGGCAACAAAAGCCUGAUCCCCUGGAACGCACCAGGCCUCACCUAGAGGGUCGGCCGCUGGAUCACAGGAACGGCCCUGGCCUGACUCACCCAACAUGGAGGAGGUAUCUGGGAGAGCUCCAUGUGAACACUUUGAGGCCAACAUGCUCACCCAGAACUGCUGUCAAAACUGCUUCCACCCUGAGGAGGCCCAUCGAGCAAGAUACCAGGAGCUCAGGAGCCCUUCGGGUGCUGAGGCACCCUACUGCGACCUGCCUCAAUGCCCACCAGUCUCUGAAGACCCACUUAGCUCCUCAACCUCCGGCUGCCAGCCUGUGGUGGACCCAGGCCUCAGGCCAGGCCCCAAGAGGGCCCCAUCCCCCUCAGCAGGGCUCCCGGAAGAGGGCCCCACAGCCACCCCCAGGAGCAGGAGCCAGGAGCUUGAGGCGGUGCCCUAUCUGGAGGCCCUGACCUCUUCCCCGCGAGGCAGCGGCAACGAGGACCCCGGCUCUGACCGCAGCUCCAGCCCUGACUCCGCCACCCCUGAUGAUACCAGCAACUCGUCCUUUGUGGACUGGGACACUGCUGAGAGGCAGGAGGGGGCCCUCAGCUGGGACGAGCUCAAAGUGAUGAUCCCGAGGCAGCCUCAGGAGGGGCCGAGAGCCUACAGCUCCCAAUGGGCUCCAUCUCUCCUCACCAGAUCCCCCGUGAGAGGAGACGCUGCAGGCCAGAAAAAGGAGGACACCGGUGGUGGGGGCCGGAGCGCAGGACAGCACUGGGCAAAGCUCCGGGGAGAAAGCGGGUACUUCUCCCUGGAGCGGCACCAGCCACCACUGACCCAGGCUUCCUCCAUGACACCACACAGCAGACCUCGAAGCGCCACCCCCCAGGCUUCCCCCGGCCAAAGGGACAUUGCCCAGGCUGCCUCUACACAGCAUGACACCACCCGAGCCUCCUCUCCUCACCAAAUCACCCAAAGGGAUGCCCCCGGGGCCUCAUCCACACAGCAGGAUACCUCCAGGGCCUUAUCCACACAGCGGAACACCCCCAGAGCUUCCACUCCCUCACGAAGCACCCAACAAGAUAACCCCAGAACCUCAUCCAACCAACAAAAUAAUCCUCAACUUUCUUCUCCCCUAAGAGCCACCCAACAAGAUAACCCCAAAACCUCUUUUACCCAGCAGGACAACCCCCAAACUUCUUCUCCUGCUUGUACUCCCCAGCGGGAAAACCCCAGAACACCCUGUGCCCAACGAGACAAUCCCAGACCUUCCUCUCCCAACAGAACUACCCAACGGGACAACCUCAGAACACCCUGUGCCCAGCGGGACAAUCCCAGAGCCUCUUCUUCCAACAGAGACAACCCCAGAACACCCUGUGCCCAGCGGGACAAUCCCAGAGCCUCUUCUUCCAACAGAGACAACCCCAGAACACCCUGUGCCCGGCGGGACAAUCCCAGAGCCGCCUCUCCCAACAGAGCCACCCAACGGGACAGUCCCAGAGCCUCAGCCACCCAACGGGACAAUCUCAGAGCCUCCUCUCCCAACAGGACCACCCAGCGGGACAAUCCCAGAACACCCUGUGCCCAGCGGGACAAUCCCAGAGCCUCCUCUCCCAUCAGAGCCACCCAAAGGGACAACCCCAGAACUUGUAUUCAGCAGAACACCCCCAGAUCAUCUACCCAACAAGACAAGCCUAAAACUUCUUGUACCAAAUGGGAUAACCUCAGACCCACUUGUACACGACGGGACCACACACACGCCCUUUCCUUUCAACGAGACAACGCCGGAACCUCCGCUCAGUACGGCGCCCAGAAGGAGAAUCUGAGACCAUCAUCUCCUCACCGCUCCACUCAGCGGAACACUCCCAGGAAUUCGUCUCCCCAUCGGACUAACAAAGACAUCCCCUGGGCCUCCUUUCCCCUCCGGCCAACUCAGAGUGAUGGUUCACGAACCUCUUCCCCAUCUCGCUCCAAGCAAAGUGAGGUUCCCUGGGCGUCCAUUGCCCUCCGGCCAACCCAAGGUGACAGGCCUCAGACGUCAUCUCCCAGUCGGCCAGCCCAGCAUGACCCACCCCAGUCCUUCUCUGGCCUCACCCAGUACAACUUGCCCUCAUGGGCCACCUCUUCCUCCCAUAACCCAGGCCACCAGAGCACCUCCCGGACUUCCUCGCCUCUGUACCCCGCUACCUGUGGGGCUCCCCUGACCUCUUCUGAGCCCUCCCAGCCUCCAUGUGCUGUGUGCAUUGGGCACCGGGAUGCCCCCCGAGCCUCUUCACCCCCUCGCUAUCUGCAGCAUGACCCCUUCCCCUUCUUCCCAGAGCCCAGCGUCCCUGAGAGUGAAUCGCCCCACCAUGAGCCUCCCUAUAUACCACCUGCCGUGUGCAUUGGACACCGAGAUGCACCCCGAGCAUCCUCACCCCCUCGCCACACCCAGUUUGACCCCUUCCCCUUCCUCCCAGACAUGUCAGAUGCUGAGCAUCAGUGUCAGUCCCCCCAGCACGAGCCCCUUCAGCUUCCCCAACCUGUGUGUAUUGGGCACCGAGAUGCACCCCGGGCCUCCUCCCCACCACGCCAGGCCCCAGAGCCUUCCCUCUUAUUCCAGGACCUCCCCAGGGCCAGCACCGAGAGCCUUGUCCCCUCCAUGGACUCUCUGCACGAGCCCCCCCACAUCCCCACCCCUGUGUGCAUCGGGCACCGGGAUGCACCGUCCUUCUCGUCCCCCCCACGCCAGGCUCCUGAGCCAUCCCUCUUCUUCCAGGACCCCCCUGGAACUAGCAUGGAGAGCCUGGCCCCCUCCACUGACUCUCUGCAUGGCUCCCCAGUGCUGAUCCCCCAAGUGUGCAUCGGGCACCGAGAUGCACCCCGAGCCUCCUCCCCACCCCGCCACCCGCCCGGUGAUCUAGCGUUCCUGGCACCCUCACCUUCCCCAGGCAGCUCUGGGGGCUCCCGGGGCUCAGCACCUCCUGGGGAGACCAGGCACAACCUGGAGCGGGAGGAGUACACCGUGCUGGCCGACUUGCCCCCACCCAGGAGGCUGGUGCAGAGACAGCCAGGGCCCCAAGCGCAGAGCAGCAUCGGAGCCCGUACCCGCAGCCCCGGCCGCGCGGAGGUGGAGCGCCUCUUCGGGCAGGAGCGCAGGUGA